GGGUUGAUUGUUAACUGUUGAGAGCUCAAAGAGGUCUCGAGUUUGGAGUAAGUUUUCAAAAGACCUUGUGCUACCAAACCUUCUUCAGUUUCGAAAAUCAUGGCGCCAAUUCUUCAAAUUUGAAACUUGGCAUUUUCUAUUGUUAAGAAUGUCAAAGAAGAAAGGCCUCUCUUUUGACGAUAAAAGGACCCGUAUGCUAGAAAUUUUUACAGAAUCAAAAACAUUUUUUACCCUGAAGGAACUGGAGAAAGUAGCCCCGAAGCAAAAGGGAAUAGUGUUGCCUUCUGUAAAGGAAGUUCUUCAAAGCCUCGUGGAUGACGAUGUGGUAUCCAGUGAUAAGUGUGGAACACAAACAGUCUACUGGUGUCUUCCAAGCCAGGCUGUACAAAAGAAACGCUGUAGAAUAGCUUCUCUUACUGAACAUCUACAAGCAAAAUACGCAUUAAGACAACAGCUUUUUCAAAGGCGCGACGAGCUCCGCAACUCUCAUCAAGACACGGAAGAGAGGACACACUUCAUUGAGCAAAUCAAUGAGUUGGAAUCUAAGCUAAAGCUUAUUCAAGAACAACUGGAUAUCUAUAAAGAAUCAGAUCCCGAAGUGCUUGCUGAGAUUCGAAAUGUUUCUCAUAUAGCCUGGGAAGCAACAAAUCGUUGGACAGAUAAUAUUUUCUCGAUAAGAAGUUGGGUAACCUCAAAGUUCGGCUUACCGAGCUCAGAGUUUGACAAAAACUUUGGACUAUCAGAAGAUUUCGACUAUAUUUGAGUCGGAAUGCGAAUAAUGACGAGUUCCGCAUUUUCUACAUCA
Molecule: messenger RNA, 805 nt
Organism: Galdieria sulphuraria
Lineage: Eukaryota; Rhodophyta; Bangiophyceae; Galdieriales; Galdieriaceae
Exons: 5
Coding region: 149-763 (204 amino acids)
Biological process (GO): reciprocal meiotic recombination
Cellular component (GO): nucleus
Molecular function (GO): double-stranded DNA binding
Source: RefSeq, a predicted model, not a curated record